CUUGCGAAAUAGAGCAUGAAGUUUCGGCCAGAUGCGGUUGGUGGCCACUGCGGCACGUGGGAUACGUCUGAUUAUCGGCCAAAAUCAUCAAGACGUCUACAGUACUCAGAAUAUCAUUCUGACGUUGAAUCAUCAUACUCCAUAGAAUGUUCCAACAACUUUUAUGUCAAACCCCAACCCUCGUUUGACACUUUUGGGCCUUCAUCAUUGAACCCCGUCAACAUUUCACCAGUUGAUGAGUCAAAUCAGCUAGUGGACAAGAAGGCAUACCGUGUUAGGAAAGAUCAAGGAGUGAGGGAAAGAGCCGAAAACAGGUUUAGGUCAAGAGAAAACAACUGUGAUGUAAGUUCCGAGAAUGAGUCUGCCCACAGGAUGAACGGUCGAACCAGACAUCUUUUCAAGAACUCCUUGGAGUCAAAUCCUUGUCCUACAUCUUGUUCUGAGUGGGAUGUUUCAGAAGUUUCAACCCAGUAUUUGACCAAACGGGAAUACAGACGGAAGAAAGGUGAUGACUGGGAAGUUUUUACGCUUUAUCCCGAACCCUCGCCUGUGAAAGUGGAUAAACAUGAGAAAAGAAGACGAAGACGAUCAAUUGAGUGGGACACUUCAUCAGUGUUUGAGAAAACAAAGAAUAAAAAGAAAACAUACUCGUAUGAAAUGAAAAAGUCUCGAUAUUGGGAGGAACUGUCAACAAUUUACAAGGAGAAGCCGAGUAAUGACUAUCGCUCAAAAAGAAAUAAGGACUACUAUGAACCUACUAUUCCACUUGUAGAAAAGUAUGACCCUACUUAUAAAAAUCCUCAGCCAAAAAGCAAAAUUAGCCUGACAUCAACCUGUUCAAAACAGUCACAGUACAAAAGAAACCAAGAUGUCCACUCUGACAUUGACUGGGCAGAACUGUCUAGCAUAUACCCGGAACGGGUUGGUACGCGUCUAGACUCAACUCCACGAAAUCUCUCCGAUCUGUCAAGCAUUCACCCAAGUGAGCUUACGGCGCUGACGACAACUGUGCUCAGUGAUCCCACAAGCCUGUGCACUAAUUUUGUGCCCUCAAAUCCUAACAAUACUGUUGUUUCUUCAGUGCUACUACAACAAGGGGGUGACCCAAAUAUUCGAAACACCGAUGGAAAGACAGCCCUUGACCUUGCUGAUCCCUCUGCCAAGGCUGUACUUACUGGUGAGUACAAGAAGGAUGAACUGCUGGAGGCAGCACGGAGUGGUAAUGAGGAGAAGCUCAUGUCCCUCCUAACACCGCUCAAUGUCAACUGUCACGCUUCAGAUGGCAGAAAGUCCACCCCGCUACACCUUGCGGCAGGCUACAACAGGACGCGCAUUGUCCAGCUCCUCCUACAACAUGGGGCAGAUGUUCAUGCCAAGGAUAAGGGCGGCCUGGUGCCUUUACACAAUGCCUGCUCCUAUGGACAUUUUGAAGUCACAGAAAUGCUGCUAAAGGCGGGUGCCAACGUGAAUGCGAUGGACCUUUGGCAGUUUACUCCCCUUCAUGAAGCUGCAUCCAAGUCUCGCAUAGAGGUUUGCUCCCUGCUUCUUGCACAUGGAGCAGAUCCAACCCUUGUCAACUGUCACUCAAAGAGCGCUCUAGAUUCGGCACCCACUAGAGAACUUCAAGAGAGAGUGCAGUAUGAGUUUAAGGGUCAUUCAUUAUUGGAAGGUGCCAGACAGACGGACCUGAGUAGGGUGAGAAAAUAUCUUGAGGUGGUUGCCUUCAAACAUCCAUACACAGGUGAUACUGCACUGCACUGUGCAGCUGCCUCUCCAUUUCCCAAACGGAAGCAAGUUGUGGAUGCACUGGUUCGCAAGGGGGCUAACUUGAAUGAAAAGAAUAAAGAUCACUUAACUCCGCUACACAUCGCUGCAGAUAAAGCGCACUAUGAUGUCAUGGAUGUCUUACUUAAACACAACGCCAAGGUUAAUGCCUUGGACGGCCUCGGGCAGACAGCAUUACAUCGAGUAGCACAACAAGGAAACAUCCAGGCAUGUCGACUUCUCAUACAGCAUGCCAUUGAUACCAGUAUACGAUCUCUACAGGGCUACACUGCUGCCGAGAUAGGAACAGAAAAUAUACAAAAAAUGUUGAAAGAUGACCCGGUCCCCCAGGUGGGUACAGACAUAGAUCUACAGUUGCUGGAGGCUGCCAAGGCCGGGGACAUGGAGGUGGUCAGGAAAUUGAUAGCUGCCCAUCCUCAUGCUGUGAACUGUCGAGACUUGGAUGGACGUCACUCUACACCGCUACAUUUCGCUGCCGGUUAUAAUCGGGUAGCGGUGGUAGAGUAUUUGCUACAACACGGGGCAGAUGUACAUGCAAAAGACAAGGGAGGACUGGUGCCUCUACACAAUGCCUGCUCUUAUGGCCAUUAUGAAGUCACUGAGCUAUUAAUAAAGCAUGGAGCUUGUGUAAAUGUAGCUGAUCUAUGGAAGUUCACCCCCCUACAUGAGGCCGCUGCCAAGGGGAAAUUUGAAAUCUGCAAACUACUAUUAAAGCAUGGUGCUGACGUCAACAAGAAGAAUCGUGAUGGAAACACGCCGCUCGACUUGGUUAAAGAUGGAGAUCAGGAUGUAGCUGACCUGCUCCGAGGGGAUGCUGCACUCCUGGAAGCUGCCAAGAAGGGCAAUCUAGCUCGAGUCCAGAAACUGGCCACCCCCGAGAACAUCAACUGUCGAGACACGCAGGGAAGAAACUCUACACCUCUUCAUCUUGCAGCUGGCUACAACAAUGUAGAGGUUGCCGAGUUUCUGCUGGAAAAUGGAGCGGAUGUGAAUGUGCAAGACAAGGGAGGGCUAAUACCGCUCCAUAACGCCUCCUCAUACGGGCACAUUGACAUAGCAGCACUGCUGAUAAAGUACAACACGUCUGUGAACGCUGUGGACCGUUGGGGGUUCACUCCGCUCCAUGAAGCCUCGCAGAAGGGACGAACACAACUGUGCUCCCUCCUGCUUGCCCAUGGUGCAGACCCGAGCAUGAAGAACCAGGAGGGACAGACGCCGCUUGAUCUUACCACGGCUGAUGAUGUGCGGGCAUUGCUGCAAGAUGCUAUGCCGUCUGUUGCUACACUCCCUGUCAUCACAAGUGAUAACAGUAGUACCAGCUCUUCAUGUACAAGUCUAUUUAAUGGGACAGCGGAUGGAGUGUCAGGGGCGAUGGGUGGUGCCCCCACAUCGCCCCAAGGUGGGGACGGUGCAAUAGAGCGUACUGUUGCUGAGGGUGAACGCACUAUAGAGACAAUGAGUGUUUCUUCAUUUCUGUCCAAUAUCGGUCUUGAGCAGUUACGGGACAUUUUCGAACAAGAGCAGAUAACUAUGGACAUCCUUGUUGAAAUGGGGCAUGAUGAAUUGAAGGAUAUUGGUAUUAACGCAUACGGACAUCGCCAUAAGAUUCUGAAAGGCAUGGAAAAACUCCUGCAAGGCAAAGAUCUGAAUGAAGAUUCAGAGAUGAAAACUCCAAGGCGACUUGUUUCGGGUAGCCAGUCCUUCCAAUCUUCACAAGGCACAGUAUUGAUAGACUUGUUACCAGAUGAUUCAGAGUACCAGUCUGUCGAAGAGCAGAUGCAGUCAACUAUACGUGAACACAAGGAUCGGGCCGGUGGUUACUUCCACAAGUAUAACACUAUCAAGAUUCAAAAAGUUCGCAACAAGAAGCUAAUGGACAAGUAUCAACAUCGUAAGAAGGAAGUUGCGGAUGAGAAUCAUGGUCAUGAUAAUGAGCGACUCUUGUUCCAUGGCUCACCCUUCUUACAGACUAUUGUCCAGAAAGGCUUUGAUGAGAGGCACGCCUACAUAGGGGGCAUGUUUGGGGCAGGAAUAUAUUUUGCUGAGAAUUCCUCGAAAUCCAACCAGUAUGUGUAUGGCAUUGGUGGUGGCACUGGAUGUCCUCUGCACAAGGACCGAUCAUGUUACGUGUGUCAUCGACAGCUCAUACUGUGUCGUGUAACGUUGGGGAAAUCAUUUCUACAGUUCAGCUCAAUUCGAAUGGCGCACGCACCUCCAGGUCACCAUUCUGUAAUUGGUCGCCCAAGUAAUGGCGGGCUCAGUUAUCCAGAAUAUGUCGUUUAUAGAGGAGAACAGGCAUACCCCGAGUACCUGGUGACCUUCCAAAUUCUCAAGCCAGCAGAGGGGGAGGCUGUUCCAGAAUGCAUGCAGCGGCCCUGACCUCCAUCAUAGUUCAUAGAAAUGACCUGAUAAACUCACCACAUACAUCAGUAUGAAAAUAAUGGUUCUAUAUGAAUAAAGUAUCAUGUGUGAAUAAUUACAGAUCUGUCAGCUGGUACUUACAUUAGGUGCAAAGUCAGCACUACUCCAUUGUGUGUUUCACAUGAUCUUGACAUGUGAGUAAAACAGCUUGUGUGAAAAGGAACAAGUCUGUUGGUGUAAGAACAUACCAAGUCCAUUGACAGUUAUAACACCAUUGUGUUAAGUGGCGCUGACUGCUUAAACAUGGAAUUGUGGUAGCAGAAAGUGAAACUGUAAAAACUACCUAAUUUAUACUAGGAAUAAGGGCAGUCUUGCAGGUAACUGUUACCGGUAGUAUUCUACUCGUGUUAAUGUAUUGUAUAAACCAAGGCAAAAAUCUCGUGAAUUACAAAGUUAGAUUGUGAAUAUGUUAAUUGACCAUUCAUGGAGGAGGAGUAAUAGCAAUCUGUAUUAUAUAAGCUAUGGCUUAAACAGGUUUUCAUCUGUUUAUAAACUAGCAGAAUAAAGUAAAUGUGCCUAAAACACAUGUUUUUGGUAUGGUUAAUACUGAAGGUGUAUCACACUUAAUCCCCAAACAUCUUAAGAAAUUAAGACAAAUGUCUUAUCAUGCACAUUUACUAUUUUCUGCUGGUAUAUUUAUGACCCAGAACAAGGCAUUGUCUCAAACUGUCCAGAUGUGUAAAUAUUGUUCAGGUAUUUUAAGUGUCUUUGGGUAUGCUGUGUGCUAUGAAAUACCAUGUGUUAAUAUAUAAUCUCAUAAUUGUAAAUGUGUUAAAAUGCAUGUGUUGUUUUAAUGAAGUGUAUAAUGGUUUUUGUAUUACGAAUAUCUUCUUGGUUAAGUUAACAUUAUAUUUUGAAUUAAUAACAUUGUUCUAUCCAGGAAUCAGGAAGGAAGCUGAUAAUGUACCCCUUCUUAACAUAGCAUAAACAAGUUCAUCUGUCAUUUAUGAAGUCACAGGAUAGUUUUCACUUAUCUAUGAAAUUAUGAUAGUACCUUUGUGACUCAAGGCAACCGCGCUGCCUUUAUCUAUAUGGAAUUAUUGUCUGAGAGUAAUGCAGAGCAACCCUCGAGGAAGUAUUUUAUCAUCAAAUUGAAAUUUGUUAUCUACAUAAUUAUGUGAAUUUUCUCAUACAAAAUGAAUAUAAUUUCUGUGUGUGUAAAUAUUACAAAUGUACAAAUAUUUAUAGUGCAUGGCAUUUUUCUUGAUUACAGAAAACAGUCAUUCAGUACAAGGGCAGGAAUGGAUUUUAGUUUGGUCAAUACUUCCCAUUUUCUGAUGAAUGUAUGUUGCCAUGAUUAUUUUCUUUCUGGAAUACUCUGAUUUUCCCCCAUCAGCAUUUCUGCUACUAUAGUUGUAUGUUGAUGCGCACUUUAUUGGUACGUUUACUUUAGCCUUGACUGUCAGGAUUGGAUGAAUUACGCCCUUAUGAUUGGAUGAAUUACGCCCUAAUGAUUAGAUGAAUUACGCCCUAAUGAUUGGAUGAAUUACGCCCUAAUGACUCACGAUGAGUUUGAGAAAUUGUUUUUAUUUAGUUGAUUUUUUAGUGAAAAAUGAAUUUUCAGUACCGUAUUUUGGGUUAAUUAUUUAAUGAAAAAAGAAAAUUUUAAAACUGCCUAUUUAGUCUGAUGAACUGUCAUUUUAUACUCUUCUAUCUACGUCUAGUUAUUUUAUAUACCUAAAGCUUGAGUGUUACCCCUGGUCUCAGUAUUUGAACAUUGUCAGUGUAUUUCUGAAACACAUCAAAUCAGAUUCUUAUUAUUCAAAUAGAAGGUGACUUAUGCUUCCAAAUUCUCAAUUAUUCAAAUGUUUGGGAGAUAUUCCAUACAUUUUUGCUGUUCUAUAAAUGAUAAUCUAUAUUUCCAUCUGACAUGAAAUGAUUUAGAAAAAAUCUACAAAAGAUAUUAUGUUUAUUAUACAAAAGAACUGCUCUUCAAUUCAAUUAUUUAAAACUGAAACCAUAUUUUUAAGUAGUGAUUUUCGAAAAGUUGAAAUGAACCAAACUUAAUACAUGUAUCUGUAGGUGUUAUAGUUCAUGGUUGUAAAUCAUGUCUGCUGUUGUACCAGGUUUCAACUGUUGCACUUCAGAGAAAAAGUGAAGCAGUUGUGUUUCUGUUUUCAAUUGCACUCAACAUUUUCACUUCUACUCCUGAAUUAUGUAUAUUUUGUUAAUGAAGUGUAUAUUGCUAAUGCUUUGUUGGAGGUCUCAGUAAACAAUAAAUUAUAAAUACUUGUA
Messenger RNA from Mya arenaria, 6441 nucleotides. RefSeq names its product poly [ADP-ribose] polymerase tankyrase-1-like. NCBI's taxonomy places the organism in Eukaryota, Metazoa, Mollusca, Bivalvia, Myida, Myidae. The record is from RefSeq and is a predicted model, not a curated record. Bases 16 to 4164 code for a protein of 1382 amino acids. The transcript is spliced from 24 exons. Gene Ontology annotation, molecular function: NAD+ poly-ADP-ribosyltransferase activity; protein binding.